Molecule: messenger RNA, 781 nt
Organism: Stereum hirsutum FP-91666 SS1
Lineage: Eukaryota; Fungi; Basidiomycota; Agaricomycetes; Russulales; Stereaceae
Exons: 2
Coding region: 1-384 (127 amino acids)
Source: RefSeq, a predicted model, not a curated record
AUGUCAUUCCACCUUUCCUACGGCUCUAUUGGUUUCGCCCUUGUUAACAGUGAGGUUGUUGUUGUCCAAGCUGCUCGUCCACACGGCGAAGAAGAAAAAUAUUUUGACGUCUACAUGUUCGUUAACGACUCCAAAGCCCUCACGCACUUCCGUGCAACCGACUCUCCCUGCGCACGCAUCUCCUCCUCCGACAUCAUAGCCGUCAUUCCCGAGUCUGCCGGUGUCGACACCACGGUCGCCCGCUACGAGUUUGAGCUCCCUCAGAGCCAACUAGCCCACUUCACGAAACACUGCGACGCACACCGGAAACAUGACGUUGUCCGUGGCAAGGCUGUCAGGAGCUCAAGGCCAGCUUGGUUGAACCGUUUGGCGAGGCUGCGAUGAAUGCUUGGAGGCCACGCUUCUGCUGCACACUAGGCUCUUCUUUGAUAGUGAGCGUGGAGUGUUGGCAGGGGCCACUGGGGGUUGGGCCUUCACGACGACGAGCGGUGGAAUACGAUAACGACUGGCCACGAUGUCACGAUGACAUGAUGACACAAACUGUAUCAAUUUCUGCCUUUUUAUCCCCUUUUAUAGUUUUCCAUCAACGCCUGCGGCGACUGUAUCCAUAGAAUCUCUCAUCUCUCAUCUUUAGCAAUUAUGUCCCCUCAUUACUUCAUCGUUUCUUCCAUUGUAGCAUAUCAUCUGGUUUCUUGUCAUACUCACACUCUACGAGUUGCAUCCUCUUGUAUCAAUAUCACCCCGGCUGUGCCCCAUGCGUUCCUUACACACGAUACCCCCG